AUGCAGAAAGGAGAAAAUGUUGUUGCAAUCGUCAAAGAUGUGGGUCGUUCGCUAGGGUAUCCAAUAGAGGACACGAUGAUAGAUGCAUGCCAUCGCCUGCGUUCCAGGGUGGGGUCUGACAAGCAUCCUGGUAUCAUUGUAAAAAUGGUACGGAGGCUGGAUUCAGAAGAGCUACUCCAGAAACGCCGCGUGAAGCGCAACUUCAACACGCAUGACAUGGGUCUGACCUCAGGACCCGCGGUGCCGAUCUACAUUAAUGAGAGCCUGUCACCUGCUCGGCGUAGCCUCUACAAUGCGGCCCGACAAGUGAAAAAAGAUAAGAACUUUGAGUAUCUAUGGGUCAGAAGUGGUAAAAUUUUUCUAAGAAAGAAACAGGGAUCAAAUGUGAUAACUGUUAGGAAAAUUGAAGACCUGAAAGAUUUGUAA
Molecule: messenger RNA, 426 nt
Organism: Nilaparvata lugens (brown planthopper)
Lineage: Eukaryota; Metazoa; Arthropoda; Insecta; Hemiptera; Delphacidae
Exons: 1
Coding region: 1-426 (141 amino acids)
Source: RefSeq, a predicted model, not a curated record